AUGUCCCCCUCUGUACUCCAGAACCUAUUCGACAGCUCGACUGCCGGAGCAAGCCAUCAAUGUCUAUGUGGCCUCGCAAAGCGGAUAGGUUUCCAGCAACGUGCUGUGGACGGCUUCACAAUGGAAGGGUGCCUUUUGGCUUUUGCUUCUCCCCGAAUUUUCUCCCGCCCUGGGAGACCAGAUCAGAUAAGGAUGCUCUGCGAAUCUCGGAACAAUCGUCUUGAUGUUUCGGGGGUCUCUUCCCCGGAUAUUUCAACUUCCAAGUUCAAUUCAACCGCAAUGGCUCAUGUUACUGCUGCUGAUGCCUCUUCCCUUCAGAUCAACGUUAUCACUUCGCUGUCCACUGGGCUUUCCAAGGCUGGAUUCAUUCUGCAUGCCAUGAGAGUAGCAAUAUGUCGAUAA
Molecule: messenger RNA, 402 nt
Organism: Protopolystoma xenopodis
Lineage: Eukaryota; Metazoa; Platyhelminthes; Monogenea; Polystomatidea; Polystomatidae
Source: the annotation of a GenBank genome assembly